Molecule: messenger RNA, 2123 nt
Organism: Zootoca vivipara (common lizard)
Lineage: Eukaryota; Metazoa; Chordata; Lepidosauria; Squamata; Lacertidae
Product: E3 ubiquitin-protein ligase TRIM39-like
Molecular function (GO): zinc ion binding; protein binding
Source: RefSeq, a predicted model, not a curated record
AUGGCUACCGCGGAUCCUGCAAAACACCUUCAGGAUGAAGUCACUUGUUCCAUUUGUCUGGAUUAUUUCAAGGAUCCAGUAAUGAUCACGGAGUGCCAGCACGACUUUUGCCGAUCCUGCAUCACUAAGUAUUGGAAAAGAUCGGGAGCUUCCAUUUGCUGCCCGGAUUGCAGAAGAAAAGCUUCCUGGCAAAGCCUAAAACCCAACCGGCGCCUGGCGAACAUGGUGGAAGCAGCUAAGCAGCUCCGCCUGCAGCUGGAGCAAAGUCCAGGAAGGGAGAAAAUGUGCAAGGAGCACAGGAAGCCUCUGAGUCUCUUCUGCAAAACAGAAAAUACCCUUAUUUGUAUGUUCUGCGAGAGAUCCAAGGCUCACAGAAACCACCGUGUUAUUUCUGCAGAAACAGCUGCUGCAGAUUACAAGGGUAUACUACUUGGACAUCUAAAGGAACUGAAAAAAGAAAGAAACAAGAUUCUGUCGGUUAAAUCAAAUGGUGAGAAGCCAUGCCAGGAGCUAUUGAAAGAGGCAGAAGCCAAGAGGGAGGAGAUUGUGUCUGAAUUCCAACACCAGCGACAGUUUUUGGAGGAACAAGAGCAACGCCAGCUGGCGAGGUUGGAAGACAUAAAAAGAGAGGUGGAGAAGAGAAGAAAAGAUUAUGCAAACAAAUUUGAGGAUGAAAUAUCCUACAUCAGCGAUCUGAUUGGUGAGAUAGAAAAGAAGGGCAAUCAAUCAGCAGAUGAAUUCUUGGAGGGUAUCGGAAGCAUACUGGACAGAUGUGAGACAGAGAAGUUUCAGUUUCCAGCUACACCUGCUUCUACAGACAUGAAGGAAAGGCUCAGGCAAUUCUCUCAAGAAAGUGCAUCUUUGACGAGUUCUCUGAGGAGAGUCAGAGACUGUUCUGAGCCCAACUGUUCUCAGUCCAACAAGGUCAACUCAAAAUGGAAAAGAGAAAAUGUGGUGUUGGAUCUGGAAACAGCCCAUCCCCGGUAUGUUGUGUCUUCUGAUGGAAAAUCAGUAUGGUGGGGAGAUGUCCGUCAGGACUACCCCUACAAUCCAAAGAGAUUUCAAUACGCUCGCUGUGUGCUUGGAACGCAGGGAUUCAGCUCUGGGAAACAUUAUUGGACGGUGGAUGUCGAAGAUGUUGACAAUUGGGCUGUAGGCGUAGCCAGAGAGUCUGUGGAGAGGGAUAGAGAAAUUGAUUUUGAACCUGAUGAAGGGAUCUGGGCGUUGGGCUUUAGUUAUGAUCAGUACAAAGCUCUGACUUCACCUCCUACCAUUUUGGAACCAGAAGAGGAUCCAAUAGAGAUCCAAGUUUCUUUGAACUAUGAAGCAGGGACUGUGGCUUUUUAUGAUGCUGAAGAUAAGACCCGCCUCUUUAUUUUCAAGUCAAUUGAUUUUGAAGGGGAGGAAGUUUUCCCCUUUUUCCGGAUUGUAGAUUCAUCAACUCCCCUCCAGCUGUGCUCUUAAAGCACAUGGUCCUUGGCCUGUGCUUUGCCUUGUCUGCGUGCUCAGACAAGUCCAGAUGUUAGUCCCAAAGAGGAGUGGAUAUCAUUUCUGUGCACAUUGUCUUUGGAUGUAUGUUUCCAUCCCAUGCUGCUGUCCCACAUUCCCCUUCAACAAAGGACCAAAGGACCAAGGUGUUUUGGUUUGACUGUGCAGAUGAUUGCUUUUUAAUUCAGUACAGCAAAGAAGCACUAUAAUAUUGCAAAUAAUGUUCCUUUAAUUUUGCAACUCUUGGUGGUGCCAAUGGGGGAUUUCCUCCCAAUGCAAAUAGCUGCUUCAGAGGAGGGAUUAUACUUGGGACCAAAGCAAAGAAGGAAAGGGUUAAAUCUCCCGCCACCUUUUGUCAUUCUAAUAAUCAUCACCCUUUUGUUGUUGUUGAGUCAUUUAGUCCUGUCCGACUCUUCACUCUUCCUGACCCCAUGGACCAGAGCACACCAGGCACUCCUGUCUUCCAUUGCCUCCUGCAGUUUGGUCAAACUCAACUAUACUGUUUAUUAGCAUGUAACUCCUCAGGUUUUUUUCUUUAGCUUUUUACAUUUAAUAAACCUGUGAUUUGAUGUUGCCAUUGCAGUCUUUCAAUCAUAUCGUUAAUCCAUCAAUAAAGUUAUAAAAAAAUUAACCUU